This is a messenger RNA of Akanthomyces muscarius, 2862 nucleotides long. RefSeq lists its product as uncharacterized. The coding region runs from base 1 to 2862 and encodes 953 amino acids. The record is from RefSeq and is a predicted model, not a curated record. Lineage: Eukaryota; Fungi; Ascomycota; Sordariomycetes; Hypocreales; Cordycipitaceae. Gene Ontology annotation, molecular function: N-acetylglucosamine-6-phosphate deacetylase activity. The transcript is spliced from 2 exons. Gene Ontology annotation, biological process: N-acetylglucosamine catabolic process.
AUGGACGAAAAGUCCGGCCUGCCGCCCUACGCCCCUGCGGCACACGGGUAUACCCCGCUGCCCACGCCCGGCACUAGCACGAGCACGCGACGCCACGGCGGCAGCCGUGUCCGCCGCUCACGCGCCAUCAAGUUCAUCAGCAUCGCCUGCCUGGCGCUCAUUGUGCUCUCGCAGUGGAAGCAAUCGUGGUACACGGAGCGCGCGGCCCCCAAGCUCUCCGCGGCACGCCUCCACGCCGACCUGCAAACCUGCCAGAAGCUGCAGUCGAAGCCGCAGGACCCCAUCGGGCUGGGUCGCGAGCGCAACGCCCGCUACAUUGACGGCGGCAAGCCCACCCUCAUAAAGAAUGCCACCAUCUGGGUCGGCGAGCCGGUCCCGGGCACGAGCGAGGCGGACGCGCGCGCCGGCAAAGGCUGGGAGUGGAUCUCGGGCGACGUCUACAUCGAGUACGGCCUGAUCCAGCGAGUCGAGGACGCCAUCGCCGGCACCUCCCUCUCCGCGGACACGCUCGUGGUCGAGGCCCAUGGACGUCUCCUCACCAGCGGCAUCAUUGACAUGCACAGCCACGCUGGCGUCGGCCCCCUGCCCGGGCUCCAGGGCGACCAGGAUACCAAUGAAAUGUCCGACGACAUCACGCCGUGGGCACGCUCCAUCGACGGCAUCCACCCCGAUGACGUUCAGAUCCAAGUCAUCAAGUCCGGCGGCGUCACCACCUCGCUCAUCCUGCCCGGCUCCGGCAACAACAUGGGCGGCGAGGCGUACGUCAUCAAGCACGCCGUGGGCAAAGCCGACGGCCGCGCGGAAACGUCGGCCGCCGACAUGCUCGCGGAUCCGGAGCGCAACUGGCGCUACAUGAAGAUGGCGUGUGGCGAAAACGCCAAACGUGUGCACGGCGGCAUCGACAAGUCGCCCUUCAGCCGCAUGGGCGAAUCGUACCGCUUCCGUCGUGCGUUUGAGACGGCCCGCGACCUCGUCACCAGGCAGGACGACUGGUGUCGCAAGGCCGAGGCCAUUGGCGCGGACAACAUGGAUGAGUAUCUCCCACAGGAUCUGGCGUGGGAGUCCCUGUCGGCGGCGCUGCGUGGACAUGUGCACAUCAAUACGCACUGCUACAAGAUUGCCGACCUCGAGGCCAUGGUGGACCACAGUAACGAAUUUCAAUUUCCCAUCCGCGCAUUCCACCACGCCCACCAGACCUAUCUCGUUCCAGAGAUUCUGAAGCGCACAUGGGGUGGCCGCGCGCCUGCGUCCGCCAUCUUUGCCGACAACAUGUUCUACAAGGCCGAAGCGUACGUCGGCUCCGAAUACGCCGGCAAGUACCUCUACGAUGAGGGUCUGACCCCCGUCUACGUCUCGGACAAUCCCGUCCUCAACGCGCAGCACGUCCUCUUCGAGGCCGCCAAGGGCUACCACUGGGGCCUGCCGUACCACGCCGCUCUCGCCAGCGUCACCUCUGCGCCCGCCGACCUGCUCGGUCUCGGCCAGCGCCUCGGCAAGAUCAAGCCCGGCUUCGAUGCCGACCUGGCCCUCUGGGACUCGGACCCGCUCAGCGUCGGCGCCGCCCCCGUGCAGGUCUGGAUCGACGGUGUCUCCCAGUUCGCUGACCCCGUCGAGCUCGACAAGGACCACACCGGUCCGAUCCAGCCAGACACCAGCCUCGCCGAGAUUCCCGCCGAGGAGCCUGUUUCGGUCGAGUCUGUGCUCUUUACAGGAAUCACCAAGGUGCUCCUCGACCUUCCCGAGCACGCCUCUUCCAUUGUUGCUGCCGAAGCCGCCGGCAAGCCUUUCAGCAUCGCCGUCAGCCACGGCAAGGUAUCCUGCGUGGGCGCCUGCACCGCCGCCGAGAACAGCAACACCAAGAUCGUCCCUCUCAAGGACGGACACGUCCACAAGGCGUUCACCGCAUACGGCAACCUUGGGCUCGUCGAAAUCUCCGCCGAAGAGACAACCAACAACGGCCGCACCAAGGCCUUUACGCGCGCCAUCGACGGCCUGCAGUUCGACGGCAAGGUCCUCUCCGUCGCGGGCAAGUACGGCGUCACCCGCGCCGUGUCCCCACCGCUCGGUGCUGGCGGUCCCCUUGGCGUCAGCGCCGCAUUCGUCACCACCGCGUCUACCAGCAUCGAGGACGACGCCGUCUUUGCGAGCGACGCCGCUGUGCACUACACCCUCGACUCUUCCGUCAAGUAUGAUAAGAAGAGCUACGCGGAGGCCUUUGGCGAGCUACGCCGCAAGCUCCUCGACGCUGCCACCGCAUCAAAGGACAACAUCACCGAUGCCCACUCCGAAGCGGCGUACCUCCAGCGCGUCGUCGCCGGCGACCUGGUUCUCGCGCUGAGCAUCUCGUCCGCCGACGGCAUCGCCUCGGCCCUACGCAUCAAAUCCGAGGUCGAGUCUGCCACCUCCUCCCACAUCCGUCUCGCCAUCAUCGGCGGCGCCGAGUCGUACCUCGUCGCGGACCAGCUCGCCGCGGCCAAGGUCGGCGUCAUCCUGACUCCCCUGCAGCAGCUCGGCGGUUCGUGGGAUGCGCGCCGCGCGCUCGUCGGCGCGCCGCUGCACAACGGCACCGCGGUCGACAGGCUCGUCGCGGCGGGUGUCGUGGUCGGCGCCGGCCUGAGCGAGGAGUGGCGCGUGCGGGACAUGGCCUUUGAGGCGGGCACGGCGUGGCGCAACAGCAACGGCAAGAUUUCGCAAAAGGACGCGCUGGACAUCGUGUCGACGAAUGUUUACAAGGUUCUGGGCGUGGAGGAGCCCGAGAAGCACAGCGGCGCGCACUUUGUCGUGUCGGAGGGCGAUCCGCUCGACAUCGGGGCGCGCAUCAGGGCUGUCGGUGCGGGACGCGGCCAGGUGUCCGUCUUCUAA